GAGCCUGAGCGGCCGGGGCGGCGGGCGCAGCGGCCCAGCCAUGUCGGCCGAGGAGAUGGUGCAGAUCCGCCUGGAAGACCGCUGCUACCCGGUGAGCAAGAGCAAGCUGAUCGAACAGAGCGACUACUUCCGCGCGCUCUACCGCUCCGGCAUGCGCGAGGCCGUGCGGCCCGAGGUGGGCCCGGAGGUGCAGCAGCUGCGCGGCCUGAGCGCUCCGGGCCUGCGGCUGGUGCUGGACUUCAUCAACGCGGGCGGCGCGCGCGAGGGCUGGGGCCUGAGUGAGGACGAGCUGGCCGAGGCUAGUGUGCUGUCCGAGAUGGUGGAGGCCGCGUCCUUUCUGCAGGUCACGGCGCUACUGCGCUUGCUGCUGUCGCAUGUGCGUCUGGGCAACUGCCUGGAGCUGUACCGCCUGGCGCAGGUGUAUGGACUGCCCGACCUGCAGGACGCCUGCCUGCGCUUCAUGGUGCUGCGCUUCCACCAGGUGCUGUGUCAGCCGCAAUUCCCGCUACUGCUGUCGCCGCCGCAGGCCCCCGGGGACUGUAGCCUGAAGCAGAGGCUAAGGGAGGCCCGCAUGCGCGGGACCCCGGUCCUGGUGGCCCUGGGGGACUUCCUUGGGGGACCCCUGGCCCCGCACCCGUAUCAGGGGGAACCCCCGUCCAUGCUUAGGUACGAGGAGACCACGGAGCGCUGGUUCCCCCUGGCCAACAACCUGCCCCCCGACCUGGUGAACGUCAGGGGCUAUGGCUCAGCCAUCUUGGACAACUACCUCUUCAUCGUGGGUGGUUACAGGAUCACCAGCCAGGAGAUCUCUGCCGCACACUCCUACAAUCCCAUCACCAACGAGUGGCUGCAGGUGGCCUCCAUGAACCAGAAGCGAUCUAACUUCAAACUCGUGGCCGUCAAUUCGAAGCUUUACGCCAUUGGUGGGCAGGCCGUUUCUAACGUGGAGUGCUACAAUCCCGAGCAAGAUACGUGGAAUUUUGUAGCUCCCCUGCCAAACCCUCUGGCUGAGUUCUCUGCCUGCGAGUGCAUGGGGAAGAUUUAUGUCAUCGGUGGAUAUACCACCCGAGAUCGCAACAUGAACAUCCUACAGUACUGCCCCUCCGCCGACCUCUGGACGCUGUUUGAGACCUGUGACGUCCAUAUCCGCAAGCAGCAGAUGGUGUCCGUGGAGGAGACCAUCUACAUCGUGGGCGGGUGUCUCCAUGAACUGGGGCCCAACCGCAGGAACAGCCAGAGUGAGGACAUGCUCACCGUGCAGUCCUACAACACAGUCACGCGGCAGUGGCUCUACCUGAAGGAGAACACGUCCAAAUCGGGCCUGAACUUGACAUGCGCACUGCACAAUGACGGCAUCUACAUUAUGAGCAGGGAUGUCACCCUGUCCACCAGCUUGGAGCACCGAGUGUUUCUCAAGUACAACAUCUUUGCUGAUAGCUGGGAGGCCUUCCGGCGGUUCCCAGCUUUCGGACAUAACUUGUUGAUUUCCUCUCUCUAUCUGCCCAAUAAAGCAGAGACCUGACCGAUUCAACAGCAUUUAAAAGAAAAGUCUGGUUCAAGGGGACAAAGGCAAGCCUUUGAAGUCCUGACUCCUGAAGGGACAGAGUGGGCUAACAUAGGUUGCGUAUGUAGGCGGCUCAGCUGUAAAUAAGCUUUCUUGAAACUAAUUACUUGAAAACUUAGGGUGAAGAGACCAACCCUAUUCUUUUCAGAUUGGGGUUUUUUUUUUUUUUUGUAUCUUGGGAACAAAUGUCAUGAUAAGUAUUCAUUCAAACCUAACAGUCUUGGACCAACAACUCAAAUCCACCAUUAAAAAGUAGACUACUAGAGUCUGCCUUGCAUGGGCCAAGGUCAGUAGCUAACCUGAUAAUAAUGGUUUUGUUUUGUGUAUGUGUUUUUUUUUUUUUUUUUUUUCCUUGCUGGGAAUGGAAUCCAGGGCCUCAUGGUAGUCCCGGAAAAGAUGACAUUAAAAAUGCUCUUUCUUCAGGUCACCUGAGAUCUCCUCAGUAGGGACAUUCCUUUUGGUGAUCGGUUUAUUUGACAAGCAUUAGGAUCCGUCACCUCCUUAGCUUCCGGCUCCCUUGUCACCCGGUUGUCACCCUGUCUCUCUGGGCAGACAUUUUAUCUUAUAUUUGUUUUCAGAAACCCUAACAGGUGUGUCCAACCUUUUGACAUUUAGAAAUCAUAUUAUCAUUUAUAAACUUUGUGCACACUUGAGUUACCUUUAAAAAAGUCUCUUCAUGAUCUAAGUAAGUUGGCUGAUGUUGUGUUUGCUGGCUGUUUUGUAGCUGUCCUUGGGGCCCACAAGCUAUGGUUGCCUUGCCUGCUACAAGGAUAGAGCCAGAGAGAGAAUCCACACAAGCAGCCAGACCAUCCACAAACGUGGAUAAACACAUUCUCAGCCACUUUCCCUGUCUUUGUGCAAUUGAGAAUGCUGUCUAAAGUAGACUAGUGAACCUCUUAUCUCGAGUGUAGCAAAUGAGGGUCUGUGUGGGUCACCACAGCUUCAUUGUGAGGCCUUUGUGUUUAGAAGAUUGCUAUAAACACUUUGUAAAUUGAGUCUUAGAUGAGGAGGAGGACCACAUGAAGAAAGAUGCCUUUAGGAAUUACUUUAAUUGAAUGUAAUGUUUGCACACUUACAUAGGUUUGCUUCUAGCUUGAUCUUAGCCUUAGAUGUGCAGCCAUGGUUUGCCUUUUUAAGGGAAGGAUGGCUGUAGCUGAUGUGUGCUAGAAAGCAGGGGAGUUAGAUGUUCCUUACAGACGUGGGAUGGCCUCUGCUGGCCUUUCUGACUUGAGGUGAGAUGCUGGCCUCAGAGCUCUCAUGCCAACAGCGGUGCAUAACUUAAGGACCUGCCAAUCAUGGGUCUGUGUUUCUUAAAAGACUCAAGGGCCUACUUAGCACGUACGAGAGGCCCCAGGUUUAAUCUCCGGCACUUACAGCAACAAGGUCCUCACCUACAGGAAUUUUGAUUGAAGAGAAUUUGCUGCAACCAGCUGCUAUCUUGCAAUGGAGUCGGCUAAAGGGACUGGACUCCAUCUCGACACCAGCAGCAGGCUGCUGCCUUGCAUAUUUAAGAAAGCUCCAUAGAGAACCAAGAGCUACAGGCAGAUUCUUCCUGGUUCUGUGCACAGCUGCUUUCCUGGUAGCUGGGCAUGGGAGAGGGGAGCUGACCCCUAGUAGGUCUUGAGGGAAGCUGACCCCUAGUAGGUCUUCAGUGUUAAUGAGGGAGUCACUUCAGGGUUUCUUUACAGCCAUGCCUCUAAUACAGUUUUAGAGUCUAGUUAUAAAACUCUUCUUUGCACAGCGAUUUAGAAGCGCUGCUAGUCUUUAUUUGGGACAUGGUGACAAUUCUUAGUGUCUUGUCAUGAAAUCUACCAAUAUCCAAUCAACCUGCUUGUAAUGCCAUUGGAAGCUUACAGGCCAUUUCCAGCCACAUCUGUUUUCAAACACUAAGUCUGUUUUUCUUACCCCCACCCCCUUAUUUUUCCCUCUCUAAGACAGAGUAUUUGCCUUACAAUCCAGGAUAACUCCAAACUGGAGACUCUCACCUCAGCCUCUUGCUUCCGUGCCUGUCUUUAUGUAUUACUUUUAAAAUUGUUUUGCUGGGUUCUUUUCAAGUAACAAAAAACUCUGAGCUAAAAACUUCACCAAAAUGGUACUUAUAGAGUAGAUUUAAUUUAUAUUCACUGUGGAAUUAAAUUUUGGAGGAGUCUAGAAUUUCAUUAUUGCACUUUAAAAUCUAAUUUAUGUUUGUUCUUAUGGGUCUUCAUUUUUAUGCAGCCUAGUCCUGAAUAUUCAGAGGAAACUGGCAGUUGAAUUUGCAAUGGACAAAGAUGGGCAAUUAUCUUGUGAAAAUACACUUCUUAAAAGCCCAUCAUGGCGUCUACCUGUUGACUAGUUCUCUUCCUGAUGGCCAUCUUUGGGCAUAUUUCCUAAUGCCAGCAACUAGAUUCUUGGACCAAAUGAAGUUCUAAAACUGAAAUCCACAAAGCUCUCACUCCAGGCUUAACAUGUAGCCUGUGUGCAUUAUAUGGCUCUGGGGUUUAGAUGCACAGACUCCCAGCAGAAGUUUGUUGUUCUUGCUGCCAGCUAUGCUUGGAGAAGAGAGUCAUGUCAUAGAACUGGAUGGGUUUUAUGACAUCUGUCUGCCUGUGCCCUUUACCUGCCUGGGCAUUCUAAGAGCACUUGGAGUUCAGCUGGUGCCAACUGCAGAAUUCGGCCAGGAUGAAAGUGUUCCUUCGGAAACCUUCCCUUGCUCAGACAACUAACUCCUUAUGUGAUACUUUGUAUUUCUUUCCAUUCUCUGUUGCCUUACUCCCCCCACCCCCAGCUUCUGGGGUUCUGACUCCCACUGUGUAGCAGGAAGUGUCUGGGAGUACCCCCAAGGGAGCUGCCUGCAAAGUGUGCACUCCUUCUCUGGGAGGCUUCUCCCCUUGGCACCAGAAAAGGUUCUGAGAUGACUGUGUGAGAAUCCAUAACUUCUGCAAUCUGAGCUAAGACAUAUUGUCAAAGAACUUACAAGAUGCUGGCAAGAAACACACAAGGCUUAAGAUUAAGCGUGAAACCAAAGAGACUUUGACCCUGAUGUUUUCUGUUAUUUCUAAAGCCAAGAACCCGAGCAAUCUUAGAUGCCUUGAGUUUCCAUCCAAGCAGAGGGAAGGAGAGGGUACUGUAGCUCUAUACUGGGAGAACAGAGGAAAAUGUUUCUUUUUAAUAAACAGUUGUUUAUAGACUGUUAGAGGCGCAGUCCUCAGAAUUCCAGGUAAAGUUACAAGCCUGUUUGGCCAAAGAGGUAAAUAGAAGGGGCCCUGAUGUCUUUGUCAAGGUGUUUGGUGAGCUUAGCUUAGCACUGCUGACUUGAGGGUCUGCAGGACAAAGGGAUCGUGCUGAAGGUUGUCUUGUCCUUACCCAGGAGUUCGGGGUCUGUGUGUACACUCACUCUGCCAGGGUUUGUACCUGGGAGACCUGUCAAUCAGUGCUACCAGACAUCCUGCCAGCCUAUCAGAGUGAAGUGAAUGCCAGUCCCCGCCCCUGCUUCGGAGAUGGUCAGUAUGAAGGGAGCUGUGAUCUCUGGAAGCAGUGAGCUACAUCAAUUCCAUUCCUUGGUGACCAGAAACAUUGAGUGUUGGUGUGAGACAGAGCCUAGCUUAGGGACACUGACUGAACCACUGUUCCUAGGACAAUGUGCUCUCAUUUUCAGCCAUGGUGUAGCCAGAGAUGCCCACUUUAGUCAGGCCCACUGGGCCCACUGCCCACUGCCUUGUGAUUCAGUAAUAACCCCGGGAGCUUGUUUGUCCUUAAAUCUGAACAUCAUAUCCCAUGUUUCAGGUUUUUUUUUUUUUUCUGUGUAUGUUUUUUUCUUAAUUUUAAAGUUAACUACUUUUUAUAAUCCUUGCACUUCGCAGUUUGUGAAAACACAGAAAUGAUGUGGAAUGUGUUUUAUUUAGAACUCACUCAGCACUGUAGCCCCGCAGAUGGUUCUAAUGAAGGAGGAAGGAGAGAAGGUAAAGAUUUGGCACGAGUAAGCUCAGCGCUGGUACGUUUAUGCCUUUGCCUUUAAAACAUUCCCGUGGAAGAAUUCAGCAAUGCUCCCUUGGACACUUUGUCAUUGAGGUUGUUUGAGUUUGCCUUGCCAAUGACUGUCGAGUAGUUUCCACCUUAGGUUUAGUACUCACGUUUGCUUUUCACACUUUCAUUAGUUUGGGAACACAGCAGGAAAUACAUAGUGACUGCCAGCUGCCACUUGACAUAGCCAUAUUCACCCAUUCCUACAGGAAGCCCGUGAAAUGAAAAAGAGGGUCCAUUCCGUAGAGCCCAGGGUGCUCAGUGUUUCCGUAGGGCUGGUUGGUGCUUUCCAUAGCUUGUCACCGGCAAAGCAAAGGAAAAUGUGAUUUGUUGUAUCACUUCAGGGUGCGACAUUUCUCUGUCCCUCCAGUGUUUUCUUACCUAGUUAUUUUUUAUGGAAAAAGAUAAUCCUCAAGUUACAUUCUGUUAUGACUGACACUUUCUUUGUUUGAAAUAUUGUACUGAGUCUGUAGUUUGGAGUGUGGCAUAAACACACAUAUCAGCAUUGUCACAUAUCCAUAACCGUGUUUGUGCAUCUGACACCUGUGAACCACGGAGCUGUGUUCAUUUUGUUUCUUUGGACUAUGGAAGGA
Mus pahari (shrew mouse) is the source of this 6159-nucleotide messenger RNA. RefSeq names its product kelch like family member 42 (gene Klhl42). Bases 41 to 1522 code for a protein of 493 amino acids. Gene Ontology annotation, molecular function: protein binding. NCBI's taxonomy places the organism in Eukaryota, Metazoa, Chordata, Mammalia, Rodentia, Muridae. The transcript is spliced from 3 exons. The record is from RefSeq and is a predicted model, not a curated record.